CGGGAAGGGGGAUCCCUCUGGCAAAGAAGCAGAAGAAGGCAGGGGAUGCCGCAAAGAAGGCGGCCCCCGUGGUGAUUAUCGAGGAGCAGUCCUGGCCUCUUCCGAGCCUCCGGUCGAGACCGCGUUGACGACUCCGACAGACCUCCCUUCGGAAGACUUCCCCCGGGAGACCAUGCAAUUCUCCCUUGCCCCGAGAACCUCCGUGAUGCACGGCACGGUUGAACCGAAGGCGUUCCUGAGGGGGGUUACCUCGGGGAUGGACAUGGCAGCCCUCGACACUUAAGACGAUACUGCCCUCGAGAGAAAGAUCCUCCGGUCUUCUCUUACUCUCUCGGCGAACAGGCCCGGAGGCUCGAGGAGUGGCGCCUCCAGAAGGCCCAACAGGAUGAGUCUAUGUGGAAGCUUAUCCAUGACAAGGACGCUUCCCUCAUGGAUAUGUGCAGGCUGGAGGAGGCCCUUCGGCAGGCUACCGAGGGCGCUGAGCAGAGGCUGAGGUCUGCGGUGGAGGAGGCCAAGGCCGAAGCUGAGAGGAUCGAUGCCGAGGCCGCAAAGAAAGGUGCCGAGGAGGUGGAGGGGGCCAAGGCCGAAGCGGUGGCUGCUGCCGACAAGUCUGCGGUCGAGAACUUUGUCGCCGAGGGCUGGACCGCUGAGGGGAGGAAGGACUGGGUUUCCUCGGUGGGGGAGAAAAGCGUCGAUGCCUGGGUCGAAGGCCCCGGGAAGAUGUGGCUAGCCGAGAGGUGCGAUUCUUAUUAUCAAGGAGGUGAAUUUUUCACCCAACAUCUGAUUUACCGGAGGCUCAUCAGGCACUUCGGCAUCCCCCUUGAGCAAUUUGACCCGGCAGUGCACCCAGAUGUGAGAGUUCCCCUUUCCCCUGGCGAAGAGAAAUCACAGAUUGAAGAUUCCGUGAUGAUGGGGGGUUCUGACGAAGGUGGGGCUGAGGAUGAUGUCGGCGGAGAG
This is a messenger RNA of Cuscuta europaea, 957 nucleotides long. The record is from the annotation of a GenBank genome assembly. Lineage: Eukaryota; Viridiplantae; Streptophyta; Magnoliopsida; Solanales; Convolvulaceae.